Messenger RNA from Sporothrix schenckii 1099-18, 1716 nucleotides. RefSeq lists its product as uncharacterized. The coding region runs from base 1 to 1716 and encodes 571 amino acids. The record is from RefSeq and is a predicted model, not a curated record. The transcript is spliced from 2 exons. NCBI's taxonomy places the organism in Eukaryota, Fungi, Ascomycota, Sordariomycetes, Ophiostomatales, Ophiostomataceae.
AUGGACAUCAAUUACGACGGGCUGCUGGACGAGGCGUUUUUGGGGGCGACGGUGCCGGGGAUGACAACGCUGGGCUCAACCUUGCAGGGCUUGUCAGAAGAGCCUGGACACAGAGACCUCAGUCCGCCGAGUAGUGCGACAAGCACAGCAGCACCGGCAGGGGCGCGCGGCGGCGGAGCACCCGGAACUGGUGCUGCGGCAGGAGCAGGAGGCAGGAGCGAGAGCGGCGACCCCGGCAGCGCAGCCGCGACAAACGUUGCGGGCUUUCCCGCCUCCAGCAGCAAACACCGUGUGCGUCUGCCGGCCAGUUGCGACCCGCCCUCGCCUGACACGCCGACUAAGCCAUUGGUGUGGAUUGUCUUUGGAGGCACAGGGCACAUGGGCCGGUCGCUCGUCAAAGCGGCACUUGCCCACGGCGACUACGUGACGACAGUCGGCCGCAUACACGAGACGUCCAUGGCAGCCAUGCAGGCCUUGGCAGCCUCGGAAGCGGAGCAUGGUCCCGAUGGCGAUGGUCCAUCACCAGAGCCUUUGACGGCAUCGCCGUCACCGUCUUUGUUUUCACCAGUGCCGGGCGGCGCAGCGGCCAAGAAGAAAAUGCGCUGUCUCGGCACGCUGUGCGACGUGCGCGCGCGCGAAUCCGUGGAGCGGGUUGUCCAGCGCACGCUGGCCCAUUUCGGGCGCAUCGACAUCGUUGCCAACUGCUCUGGAUACGGCGUGGUGGGUGCGUGCGAAGACCAGGACGAGCACGAGCUGCGCAACCAAUUCGAAACCAACUUCAUGGGCACCCUGUACAUCCUGCAGGCGACGUUGCCCAUCUUGCGGCGACAACAGGAGCUGCUGUUGCAUCAGCAGCAGGUCCAGCAGCAGCAACAGGGGACGUCACAGCAGAAUUACAGUCCCGCUGGUGGCGGCGGCCGCUACCUCAUCUUCAGCUCCACGGCGGGCGCACUGGGUGUACCUGGGCUGGGUCCGUACUGCGCGACCAAGUAUGCGGUCGAGGGGCUCAUCGAGGCGAUGCUGUACGAGGUGGAUGCCUUUAACAUCAAGGCGACCCUGGUGGAGCCGGGUCUGAUGCGGCGCGACGACCGCCAUCUGGAUGCGAGCGAACUGUCAGGCGACGGGGCAGGCGGUACAGGCAACAACAGCGCACUGGGUCGAAGCAGCGGCAACCGGGGCGACAACACCAACCCACUGCCCACCUGGGGUCACUUUCUCAUCAAACCGCCCAGCGAGACCUACGCCAACCCGUCUGCGCCGUCGCUGCAUGCGACACGCAUGGUGCAGUGGCUGGGUGACCGCCAACCUGCGAGCGUGGUGCAGUGUGCAGAGCUUGUGUGGCAGCUGGCUCACUGCUCGUUCCCGCCGCUGCGGCUGCCUCUCGGCAGCUACGCCAUUGAGAGCAUCCGCGACCGUAUGCGCUCGGUGACAGAGGAGAUUGAGGACUGGAAGCACCUGAACUUUCCUUUGCCACCUGACGCGGCGGCUGUUUCUGCUGCUGCUGCUGCUGCAGUUCCUCCCACGACAGCAUCAGCUUCGACAGCUGUACCAACGUUAUCAGGACCAGCGGCGUCGGAAUUGCUUACGGAUACGACUGCGGAACUACCAACAUCGACAGCCGGUGCGACCAGCUCAGUAGCAAUUGGGGGAGAGGAGCCAACAGUCAGCGACAAGAAGGAGGACCAGGACGAGGAGAUGUUGGACAUUGGCAGCUAA